AUGUUGCUUCGAAAAUACAUUCUUGUAGCUUUCGCUUUGAUAUCCGCAGCGAUGGCUGCAACUAUUACUCAAAACACCAUUUCUCGUGGUACUAUUACCCUUGGAGUUGGUGAUACGACCAUUAAUAAUGGUGUUUAUUGGUCAAUCAUUGAUAAUGCAAUUUCUGCCUUUGCUGGUAAUGUCAAUGUAGGUACAGGCUCGGGAUUGUACAUAACGGGCACCAGUCCUCUAAUUUCCUUACAGGUUGGUGUUGCGCUGGGUACUUUUACUAAUAAUGGUAUUGUUUCCUUCAAUGCUGUUAAGUCUUUACUAGCACCAACGUACAAUAUUGCUGGCCUUUCGUUCACCAAUAAUGGUGAAAUGUACUUGGGUGCAGACGGUUCUGUUGGUGUGCCAUCGAUCCUGAUUAUCUCCCCAUCAUGGAACAAUAACGGCUUGUUGGUAUUUUACCAAAAUACCAGAACUACAGGUCCCGUCACAUUGGGAGCCCCUCUUGGGACUAUUAACAAUAAUGGUCAAAUUUGCUUUUACAAUGAAUUGUAUACGCAGACUACCAACAUUGCUGGUACUGGUUGUACAACUUUAGAUAACGACUCUAGUAUUUUCUUUUCUAAUACCGUUUUGAAUAUCGCUAACACCCAGGUAUUUAAUUUGGCAGACUCUGCGUCCUCAAUACGAGCUACUGCCAUCAGUGCACCCAAGACAUAUAACGUGGCUGGGUUCGGUAACGGCAACAAGAUUGGUUUAGAUAUUCCACUUGUAAACGCUCCUCCUUUGCUCACUGCUUACUCAUACGAUACCAAAACCGGUAUUUUGACUCUUAAUGGUGCUGGGUUGUUAUCUAUGAAGUUUAACAUUGGUUUAGGUUAUAAUCCAUCUCUUUUUUCCAUCGUAACAGAUGACAACGUUGGUUUAGCCUCAGUUCCUUUUGGAGCAGUUACCUACUCUGGUCCUCCACCCAACCCAGUGCCAUCGGUAUGUCAACCAUGCAAGUUACUUCCACCUGCACCAGGUACAAGUGCUACUGAGUCUACUACAACUGCAACUUCCACCAAUUCUGCUGGAUUUCCUUGUACGGAAGUUGAUGAUGUCAUCAUUUCCACAGACUCCAAUUACUCCUGGUUUACCAGUACUUCCACCAUUACUGCAGGCUGCGCUUCGAACCCUACUACUACAGUUACUUCUACUUGGACUGGUACGGAUACUACCUCUCUUACAGUUACUGAUACUGUAGGUGGUACCGACACUGUCAUUGUUGAAGUUCCAUCUAAUGCUCAAUCUACUAUCACGUCUACUUGGACUGGUACUGACACCACUACUGUGACCAUCUCUGAUACACAAGGUGGUACUGACACUGUCAUUGUUGAAGUUCCAUCUAAUGCUCAAUCUACUAUCACGUCUACUUGGACUGGUACUGACACCACUACCAUAACUGUAUCUGACACACAAGGUGGUACUGACACUGUCAUUGUUGAAGUUCCAUCGAACUCUCAAUCUACUAUCAC
Scheffersomyces stipitis CBS 6054 is the source of this 1505-nucleotide messenger RNA. It is a transcript of the gene HYR5.6, whose product is annotated as hyphally regulated cell wall protein. Gene Ontology annotation, biological process: cell adhesion. NCBI's taxonomy places the organism in Eukaryota, Fungi, Ascomycota, Pichiomycetes, Serinales, Debaryomycetaceae. The transcript has a single exon. The annotation marks the transcript as partial. The record is from RefSeq and is a predicted model, not a curated record.